GUUUGAGCUCCAGCACAACCAACACCUCCUUCACCACCGACCAUGGAGGGAAUUGAACCGAAUCGCGGCGUCGCAUCUGCGCCAGUAAACAACACUGCUGAGAGCUACUCUUUGUUCCAGGAGCAGCCGCAAUGGACGGAGAGUCUCAUCCGAUCGUUCGAGCUCGCAGCUGGCCCGCCCCAGCAGGAGGCCGAGAAUAUCCCCAUGUACCGCCAGUACUUCACCUACGAACAGCGCUCGAAAUGGAUGAAAGACCUCCUACGCCUCUUCGAGCUCUCACCCUAUCGCUACAGUGUGGACCAGCGCAAGAUCGCAAAGGCGUUGUCCUGCAUGGAGCCCUCCUUCAACACUCGCUGGGAGCAGCACUUGAAGCGCCGGAAAGAGCAAAAUCUGCCUGUGGACGAAAACUCCUGGCCCUCGUUCUACGAAUGGGUUGUCUCGCUCAUGCCUGAAUCUGGAGAUGUUUACCAGGCAACCUUUGACCGCUGGCUGGCUGCCAGUCAGGAUGGCCGCUCACCAGUCGAGCUCGCUUUCUACAUUGCGUCUUUGGAAGACAGACUUGGUGAAUUACCCGAAUACUUCAGGUCCGCCGCCUUCAUCCGAGCCAUCGAUCCUAAGCUGAGGAUGAAGCUCGCGACUAACGGCUUGUUCUGUGACACCCCUCGCGACAUAUUGGUCGAGCGCGCUCAAGGGAUCUGGGAAGCCCAGCAAAUUGAAUCCUAUGCUAAGCCCAACAUUCCCAAGUUUUCAACUCCUCCUGUGGACAAAGAAGAAGAGACGUCCAAAGCCGAUCCAUCUUUAAGCAACACGCAAGACAACACUCGGGUUGCUGCUGAGAUACCACCACCUGCAGAGAUCAAAAAAGAGAUCAAGUGUCCGACUUGUGACAAGACUGGGCAUCAACCUGCUGACUGCCCUCAACUUCCAUCAAAGGCGCCACCAGCACAACCGGCUCAACCUCCACCAAAGGCACCACCAGCGAAACCGACUGAACUUCCAUCGAAGGCACCACCAGCAAAACCGACUCCCAACAACAACACUGCGGGUGCUCAAAAGAAGUCAUCUCCAGCAAAGACAGAAGUACCUCCAGUGAAGACAGAAGCACCUUCAGCAAAGACAGAAGUGGUAGUGAAGUGCUCUUCCUGUAGCCAGGAGGGACACAACACUCUCAACUGCCCUCAAUCUUUGUGUUCGCUUUGUGACAAAACAGGACAUGUCACUUCCAGAUGCCCCACCCGUCUAUCAAAGUCAGUGUCACGCAAACCUUCCAACAACACACAGGGUAUUACUGGGGAUGCCAAAAAGGUUUUGCCUCCUGCUCCUGCAAAGGCCACACCUAUGCCUGCUGCAAAGGCCACACCUCCACCUCUUGUCAAGGCCACACCUCCACCUCUUGUCAAGGCCACACCUGCAGCUCCUGCAAAAGCCACCCCUACAUCCCCUGUCAAGGCCACGCCUCUGCCUCCUGUGAAGGCAACUAUUAAAGGGCCAUCCUGCUCUUACUGUACACAAAAGGGAGGUGAUGAUUCUGUUCGCAAUGCUGGUCCAUCAAAUGCUCUAAAAAAGGGCCCGGCUACCAGAAACAAGCAGGUCAAUUCUGGGGUGCCCAACAAAAAACCUCCUCCCACAGCAUCAUUGCCUGCAAAGCCAACUUCUACAACAGCAUCUCCUGCAGCACAGAAAGUGGAGAUACAGUGUUCCUCUUGUGGCCAGAAAGGACAUGAACCAUCCAACUGUCCUACACAAUCAUCAAAGGCAUUACCCAAUGGACAAUCUUCCAGUGUCAAGCAAGUCAAUGCUGAGGACUCUAGCAAGACUUCUAAUCCUGCAGAACCACCAUCCACAAAGCCACCCCCUGCAAAGACUUCUCUUGCAGAGGCACCCCCUGCUCAGUCUCAUAGGAAAAAUGGCUUAUUCACAGAGCCUGCUCCCACAAUGACUGCUCCUACGCAAGUUCCUUCCACAACAUCUCCUCCCACUCAGCCUUCUUCUGCAAAGGCUCCUCUCACUCAGCCUGCUUCUGCAAAGGCUUCUGCUAUCCAGGCUUCUUCCACAGCAGCUCCCACCACACAGCCUUCUUCAAUGGCGGCCCCGUCCACACAGCCAAAAGCACAGGUGCAAUGUUCUACUUGCAACCAAAAGGGACAUGAAGCAUCGAACUGCCCUGCAUCAAAGAUGGCAACACAUGGACCAGCUCAAAAUGCCAAACUGGACAACAACCAGAAUACCAACAGUGGUCCCCUUCCUGCAAAGGCCAGUCUGAAGUGCACAGCUUGUGGCCAGGAUGGACACCUUGCUGCAAACUGCCUCAAAAGUCGAUUGGAAACUCCAGGAAAGGGGCCACCACCAGGUGGCUUCAAGACCAACUACAAAAAUGUGAUAUGUUACAUCUGUAACAAAAAAGGGCAUAAUGGCAACAGGUGUCGAUACCGUUCAUCAGCAGGGUAUGAUAAUAUUCCGUAUGAUUCUGAUCGAUCAUUUCAGUCAAGAAGAUGGCCAGAAGAUGGAUGGGAGAACAAUUCAGAUUCUAGUGAGGACCCACGUCACUAUAGACCAAGAGAUGUUGCCAGGUGUGCUGCAUGUGGCCAGGAAGAUCACCAUGAAUCUCAGUGUCUCAAGAGUCGGUUUGAUACCUCAGCAAAUAAGCCAAAGCCAAAUGGCAGGCAGAAUCACCCUGAGGGUCCCAACAAGGAGCCUAAGAAAGAAUGGUGUUCCACAUGUCUCCAACAGGGACACACUGCCUCCCAUUGUCUCAAACGUCGAUUGGAAAUGUCAGAGACAAAAUCAUCCAAUCACAAAGGCAGAUGGGACAACCCUCACCCGAAGAAGAAGUUGCGUCAAAACAAUGAUGAAAACGAUCUUCAGAAAGCAAUUGAUUCACGACCAGGAGAAUCAUUGCGCUCUCGGAUGUCCUAA
Myxozyma melibiosi is the source of this 2916-nucleotide messenger RNA. RefSeq lists its product as uncharacterized. NCBI's taxonomy places the organism in Eukaryota, Fungi, Ascomycota, Lipomycetes, Lipomycetales, Lipomycetaceae. Gene Ontology annotation, molecular function: translation regulator activity; single-stranded RNA binding; mRNA binding. The record is from RefSeq and is a predicted model, not a curated record. Gene Ontology annotation, biological process: positive regulation of cytoplasmic translation. Gene Ontology annotation, cellular component: cytoplasm. The transcript has a single exon. The coding region runs from base 43 to 2916 and encodes 957 amino acids.